UUUUCGGUGGGGAGGAGGGGGCGGGGGCAUAAAUACCACAGCGGGAACACCGGUUCGGACACCAUGAAGUUCUCCGUUCUGCUCACUUUCGGAACCCUGCUCGCCGUCGCCGGCGGCAUCCCCCCGAUUAGCCGCAAGUACAAUACGCACUGCCGCUGCCUGCGGGCCGAGACCAGGAUCAUCCCGCCGGACAGCCUGCGGAGCAUCAAGGUGACCCCCGAAGGGCCGCACUGCACGCAGAUUGAGGUCAUAGCCAUCCUGGUGGGUGGCGAGCGGGUCUGUCUGGACCCUCACUCGUGGUGGGUGAAGAAGCUGGUCCGUUACGUCCAGAAGAAGCAGCUCCACCAGCGGGCCGGCGCACAUCCCGGAUUCUCGGGUUAAUGCUUCCUUCCAU
This is a messenger RNA of Syngnathoides biaculeatus (alligator pipefish), 394 nucleotides long. It is a transcript of the gene cxcl19, whose product is annotated as chemokine (C-X-C motif) ligand 19. The transcript is spliced from 3 exons. Gene Ontology annotation, biological process: chemokine-mediated signaling pathway; antimicrobial humoral immune response mediated by antimicrobial peptide; inflammatory response. The coding region runs from base 64 to 381 and encodes 105 amino acids. Lineage: Eukaryota; Metazoa; Chordata; Actinopteri; Syngnathiformes; Syngnathidae. The record is from RefSeq and is a predicted model, not a curated record. Gene Ontology annotation, molecular function: CXCR chemokine receptor binding; chemokine activity. Gene Ontology annotation, cellular component: extracellular region.